Molecule: messenger RNA, 1539 nt
Organism: Anoplopoma fimbria (sablefish)
Lineage: Eukaryota; Metazoa; Chordata; Actinopteri; Perciformes; Anoplopomatidae
Product: metalloreductase STEAP4-like
Exons: 9
Coding region: 1-1539 (512 amino acids)
Biological process (GO): copper ion import
Cellular component (GO): endosome; plasma membrane
Molecular function (GO): ferric-chelate reductase (NADPH) activity; cupric reductase (NADH) activity
Source: RefSeq, a predicted model, not a curated record
AUGCACACUCAAAGAGGGAGAGGCAGUGUACAGGUCAGAUUCCACAGCAAUAUAACUACACAGCAGGGAACAGUGACCAUCCAAAGUCCAAGUGAGAACAUUACAGCGGUGAAUGGACUGUUGGAGAUGAUGAAGCCAGAGAGUGUGUUGCUGCAUCCUCUUGGCACAGCAGCUGCCCCUGUGCCAGAGAUGCUGUGUAUCUUCGGGACGGGGGACCUAGGGCGCUCUCUGGGGCUGCGUCUGCUCCAGUCUGGCUACAGGGUGGUGUACGGCAGCCGCAGACCUCACAGCUGUGGCCCCUUGCCUCAGGGAGCUCAGGUGAUGAGCCACGAAGCAGCAUCCCAAUCUGCCAGUCUGAUCUUUAUUUGUGUUCACAGAGAACACUAUGCAUUCCUGGAGACAAUGGCACCUCAUCUGAAAGGAAAGGUGCUGGUGGACCUCAGUAACAACCUCAAGAAAGACAUGUACCCAGAAGCAAAUGCCGCCUACCUGCAGAGACUGGUCCCUGGAGCUGCUGUGGUGAAAGGCCUUAACACGCUGUCUGCCUGGGCCUUGCAGAAUGGACUUCUGGCAGGAAAACAGGUGUACCUGUGUGGGAACAGUGCAGAAGCGAAGCAGGCGGUAGCAGAGAUGUCCACCAAACUGGGCCUCACUGUUCUGGAUAAAGGGUCUCUGUCAGCAGCCAGAGAGCUGGAGGACUUCCCCCUGCAGCUUUUCCCAGAGUGGAGGCUGCCGCUACGCGUGGCUGUAGGCCUCCUCGCUUUCUUCUUCUUCUACCUGCUCAUUAGAGAUGUCAUCUACGCCUAUGUGGACAAAGGAAAAGACAUCUCCUUCAGAAUCAUGGUGUCCCUGGGCAACAAGGUGUUCCCCAUUGUGUCUCUCAUCAUGUUGUCUCUGUGUUACCUGCCUGGUGUCAUAGCUGCCUUCCUUCAGCUCUACAGAGGAACCAAGUACAGACGCUUUCCUGAUUGGCUGGACCGCUGGAUGCUGUGUAGGAAGCAGAUGGGUCUGAUUGCACUGGGCUUUGCUUUUCUCCAUGCCAUCUAUACAUUCGUCACUCCUACUCGCUAUUCUGUCAGACACAAACUCAUCUCGCUUGUGGUGGAUGAGAUGAAAAACAAUAAAACCACGCCGUUUUACUUUGAUAACACAGAGGCAUGGGGCCAAGACUCAUUCUAUGUGCUGGGAAUCCUGGGCUUCUUUCUUUACGUCCUGCUAGGACUAACAUCUCUGCCCUCGGUGGGAGGCUCUCUCAGCUGGAGAGAGUUCAACUUCAUUCAGUCUAAGCUGGGCCACCUAACCCUGUUCAUAUGCACGGCGCAUGGCUACAUUUACGGCUGGAACAAAUUUCUUCGUCCCUCUACCUACAAAUGGUACACUCCUCCGGGCUACAUGCUCUGUCUGAUUGUGCCCUCUGUGGUGUUGGUGCUGAAGGCACUGGUCCUCCUGCCCUGCGUGGAUCGAACCCUCACUCGCAUUCGACAAGGCUGGGAGAGGAAACAGCCAGACGAGGAGAUGGUUAAGGCCACCAACCUGUGA